AUGUUGAGUAUCGGAAGAUUAAGAUCUGCCUUACCCCGCCUGAUCUGGAUAAAUCUUGCCCCCGGUCCUGAUAUGAAGAUUCCUGUCCGCGCGGAAAACUCAACCCCCUACAGAGAUUCCAAACGACCAGCAGAUCGUGGGAUUCAGAUCCUCCCUCUUCGAUGGGUUUUCACAUACAAAUUCGACAGCAACGGCUUCCUUACGAAGCUCAAGGCUCGGAUAUGUGUCAGAGGAGAUCUUCAGGAGAUGGAUCAUGAAAAUAAAACGGUCGCAACACUAGCAGCUCGUACAGCAAAAGCUAUAUUCGCUAUCGCUGCCGCCUUCGCCUGA
Messenger RNA from Penicillium angulare, 330 nucleotides. RefSeq lists its product as uncharacterized. The record is from RefSeq and is a predicted model, not a curated record. Bases 1 to 330 code for a protein of 109 amino acids. The transcript has a single exon. Lineage: Eukaryota; Fungi; Ascomycota; Eurotiomycetes; Eurotiales; Aspergillaceae.